Molecule: messenger RNA, 3042 nt
Organism: Cadophora gregata
Lineage: Eukaryota; Fungi; Ascomycota; Leotiomycetes; Helotiales; Ploettnerulaceae
Gene: NAG2
Product: N-acetyl-glucosamine-6-phosphate deacetylase
Exons: 3
Coding region: 1063-2580 (505 amino acids)
Biological process (GO): glycosaminoglycan metabolic process; carbohydrate metabolic process
Cellular component (GO): membrane
Molecular function (GO): beta-N-acetylhexosaminidase activity
Source: RefSeq, a predicted model, not a curated record
CUCGAGGCCAGUUCCUCCCAGCACUCGAUAUUCACAGAAGCUUCCAUAGGUCCGAGAAACAGUGGUAGACCGUAAAAUUUACUGACUGAAGGUACCGCCCUGGCAUGUUGUCGCUCCAGAACCAUGGAAUUGAGUUUCGGGAAGAUCAAUCUCUGCCUUACCCGUCAUCACGCUGGAUCCACACAAGGCAGAUAAGAUCAAUGUCAACAACCAUGGUCACCUCAGGUUGCAUGAUACCUGGCAAAUGUACGACUUUGAGUCUGAGUCUGAGUCCCAGUGCCUGGUAGUGACUGUCACCUGUCCGUGUUCAUUGGGGAUACGCCUCAGCCAACAAUUCAUGCUUUAUUGCCUCUCGCUCAACUGUCAUCUAUCCAAUAUGCAUAGCCGCUCGAUCUCCGUGGAUGCUGAAUCCUCCCAGCACUUGGUAUACCCAACCAUCACAAGCUCGUGGAUCUCGUCGACAUACCUAAGGAUAACGUUACAGGCGCUCCCAUGACAUGAUGUUUUAAUCUGCGGAACCAAAGGCAGAAUCUGAGCUCAGACCGCAGCACCUACUUGCAGUUGCCUUUGCAUCGCUCUGUUUCGCUUUUGUUCAACUCUUGUAUCCUUGCAAGUAUGCAUUUAGCGAACGCGUAGCGCAUGUUCUUUGACUUCUCGAACGUGAUAAACACAUCCACAUCCUCAUCGUGUACAUACACCUCGACGUCCCUCUUGUACCUUCUUGAUCUCACAGAAGAUUUUUCUUUUUUCUUUUUCGCAAACAUACUCAUAAUCGUCAUCAUGUUCCGAUAUCCAUACCUCCUCCUUCUCCUUCUCAACACGAUCCAGGUCCUCGCGAUCUGGCCAGCUCCCCAAUCCAUCUCGACUGGCAAUUCAGUCCUGUGGAUUGAAGAGAGCGUGCAUGUUUCUUACGAGCAGGGCGAUGUAGGGCACAUUCUGUUCAGUCUCCUAGGUCACGAUACUAAACAUUUGCUGGGAUUAUAGUCUUCUCUCUACUCUCGUGGCGAUGCCAGCACCAGAUUCUCGAGCCGCUCCAUUGUCCAAGGUGCCAUUGCCCGGAACAUGGUCGCCUUAUUCAACCAGAGCUUCGUCCCGUGGAAAUUGGUCGCCCGAAAUGAACUCGUAGGCUUCGAGCCGGAGGUGGCCACCAAGAAGCUGUAUAUCACGAAUCUCGCCAUUACCCAAACCGGUACUGACAAUUCCAGCACCUUCAAGCCCUUAGCUGGGCAAGUUGAUGAGUCCUAUAAUAUCACCAUUGGGAUGGAUGGUAUUGCAAAGCUUAGCGCUGUCUCCUCGACUGGAGUCCUCCAUGGCCUUCAGACCUUCACACAAUUGUUCUACAAGCACUCUUCCGGUCACGGCGUCUACACUAACAUGGUACCCGUCAUGGUCACCGAUGCGCCGAAAUUUCCCCACCGAGGUCUCAACAUGGACGUCGCCAGAAACUGGUUCCCUGUCGCCGACAUCAUGAGAACCAUUGACGCCUUGUCCAUGAACAAAUUUAACCGUCUGCACAUUCACAUGACCGAUGCGCAAUCCUGGCCACUCGAUAUCCCAUCGAUGCCCGAUUUGUCCAAGAAGGGAGCUUUUCAACCUGGUUUAACGUAUAGUCCGUCUGAUUUCAAGAAGAUCCAGAUAUACGCUGUUCAACGUGGCAUUGAGAUUAUCGUUGAAUUUGAUAUGCCCGGUCAUACCACCUCCAUUGCUUACACCUACCCCGAACUGAUCGCGGGUGCUGACGCAAAGCCAUGGGAUAUAUACUGUAAUGAACCUCCUUGUGGAUCACUAAAGUUGAACUCCCCUGAAGUUCCCAAGUUUCUUGAAAAGCUCUUCGACGACGUCUUGCCAAGAGUCGUCCCAUACUCAGCGUAUUUCCAUACUGGAGGAGAUGAAGUCAACAAGCAGGUCUACCUUUUGGACGACACUGUCAAGUCAAACGAAAGCGCUGUCAUCGGCCCGCUUAUCCAAAAGUUACUAGACCGAAACCACGAUCAAAUCAGAAGGGCAGGACUUGCGCCAAUUGUAUGGGAGGAGAUGGCUCUGGAAUGGAACCUUACACUUGGUAGCGAUGUUCUCAUUCAAUCAUGGCUCAACGAAGCAUCAGUAGCAGCACUCACAGGCAAGGGUCACAAAGUCUUAGCUGGGAAUUAUAACUUCUGGUAUCUUGACUGCGGUAAAGGCCAAUGGCUCAACUUCGAGAACGGUGCAUCAUUCCAACAAUACUAUCCAUUCCUCGACUACUGUUCCCCCACCAAGAAUUGGCGGCUCGUCUACUCCUACGACCCUCUGAGUGGCGUCCCAGCCAAUGAGACUCACCUCGUCAUGGGUGGCGAAGUUCACAUCUGGUCCGAGCAAACUGAUCCCGUUAACCUUGACGAUAUGGUCUGGCCACGCGCGAGUGCCGCAGGAGAGGUACUUUGGUCAGGACGACAAGAUGCUAGUGGGCAAAAUAGAAGCCAGAUUGCUGCUGCUCCAAGAUUGGCUGAGAUGAGGGAGCGGAUGGUCAGUCGAGGGAUCUCCGCGGGGCCAGUGCAGAUGGUGUUUUGCACGCAGAGUGAUGCGACGGAGUGUGUUCUUUGACUUUCUGACAGGCGUAUAUGUCAACUGGUGAUUUCAAUUUUCUGUGCCUGACGGUUGCAGUAGCUGGCGUUUCGAGCCUUGACUUUUGUGGCUCUUUCUGGCAAUCCGAGCUAUAUGGCAUUCUCUGACAGUGACCAUGGACAUUCUAGAGUCGAUAAUACUCGUCGCAUGGCAUAGCAAUAAAUAAUGCUUGCUUCCUCUUCUUUUCUACUCUACACUAGUCCAGAUUAGUCUUUUUUAUCGGUAUAAGUUCUUUCUGUACUUUCGCAUGGCGUUAAUUGGAUCUGAGCCCGUUUGUUCUUCUCGAUGUACCCGCAGAGCUACUCAAACCCUGCUCUAAAUGUUGGGGUUUACUUGCUGAGUCCUCAAGAACUGCUCUGAAUUGCUUGGUAACGCUGUGGUCAAGUCGUAGAUAGUAAAGAAGCUCUCCUCGAGGACAGAUUUCAAGUGCCGACCUUCCGA